AUGUCUGCCACACAAGAGUUUUAUUCAUGGCUUACUCCUCCCAAGAUCCCAACGUCCCCCGCCCCAGAGGUGGGACAGCCUGCCCCUUCGACGGCUCGCCUCAAGCUGCCCCAAUCUGGUGACAAACUCACCAUUCUUACCUUUCUCAGACACUGUGGUUGUCCAUUCGCAGAAAAGACGUUCCUGCGCCUCCGAGAGACAGCAAAGGGACACUCCGACAUCCACUUCAUCGCCGUGUCGCACUCCAGCCGAGAGCACACCGACAAGUGGCUGCACGACAUCGGCGGUACCAACCCAGACAAUCUCGAGGUUGUGGUGGACGAUAAGCGGGAGAUCUACGCCGCGUGGGGCCUGGGCGUUGCCUCGUUCUGGCAUGUGUUGAAUCCGAUGGGGCUCUAUGACGUUUUCAGACUGGCUAGAGAUGAUGGUAUCUCGAACAGACCUACAGAGAGCGGGUUUCGGUUUCAGACCAGUGGGAGCUGGGCUGUUGACGGGCAGGGCAAAGUCGUGUGGGGAGGUGUUGCAGCGAGUGCCAACGAGAUCCCUAAUUUGGAUGAGGCUGUUCAGGCUCUGGAGAGAAAGUAG
Messenger RNA from Cryphonectria parasitica EP155, 585 nucleotides. RefSeq lists its product as uncharacterized. The transcript is spliced from 2 exons. The coding region runs from base 1 to 585 and encodes 194 amino acids. Lineage: Eukaryota; Fungi; Ascomycota; Sordariomycetes; Diaporthales; Cryphonectriaceae. The record is from RefSeq and is a predicted model, not a curated record.